AUGGAGAGCAGAAAAGACUACAGUCUCAAUUAACAAUACAAGAGAGGAAUUUUAAUUCCUGCAAAAACACUUUAAAGAGCAUUUUUCGUCCUAGAUACCUAAACAGGAGUCAUUCAUAUUUUUAAAUCGUUGAGUUAGGAUAAACCAUCUGAAUCUUUCAGUAUUUCAAACGGAACUUUUCCUGAGAAACUCAGAAUUGUGUCAGACCCAGAAAAUGGAAAGGUUUUCGAUUCAUUUGAAUUUAAAACAGCUCAUAACUUGCAAUUCACUGUACUCUCUGAGGAUCCAUAGAGUGUCCAAGAGUUAAAGGAGGCUUUCUAAGCUUCCUCAAAGAAAGCUCCUAUAAAGAGAUCCAUUGCCUAACAAUUCGGCAAAGGUGUAUAUGGAGCUAUACAGGUACCAUGGAAAUUGACCAAAGUCAUGGUUCUGUCCUUAGAAAAGAUUGGUGACGGUAUUGAAGCUACCCCAGACUUUGUAUUUAAGCAGAAGCAUUUAAAGUAAAAGAGCGAGCCCCCUUCCAACGUUGCUUCAGGUUUAGCAUAUGGGUCCAAGUCAUUGUUGACAAACAUGUUCUCAGCUGUUGCUGGUGUAAUUACAGAGCCAGUUAAAGGAGCCAAACAAGGUGGUAUAAAAGGAGGAGCAAUGGGCUUCGGGAAAGGUAUAUUAGGAUUAGUGUGCAAACCAGUAAAAGGAACUAUUGACUUGGUUACUUAAACUACUAGAGGUAUUAGCAACACUCCUAGAACUAUGUAUGUUGGAUUCAAUAGAAUGGUUAAAAAGGUGCCAGCUAAACAACUUAGAAAUCCUAAUGAACCUGAGGAAGAGAUUAAAAGUGAUGUUCAUAUUGACCCUAUCAAUGAUAUCUUAAUUGGUGAAGAAAAUGGUGAGCACAUCUAUAUCAAUAAAAAUGCCUUGAAAACUUCAAUUCAUAAUUCCCAAGUGCUUAGUACUCUUUUAUAUGAAUCUGAAAAGCAUCUUAAUGCUGGAGACCAGGCAAAGAUGAAGGAAGUAAUUAUGAGAUAAAGAGAUCUCUUAAGAAAGAGAGAAGAAGUAAUUAAAACAGAAGUCGUCAGAAAAGACCAGAUCAAGACUAUUACUGAGGAGCUUCUGAAGCAACUCAAUGAAACCUACAAUCUUGCUAAUAGACAAUAAGAUGAAGAUCAACUAUCUUAAAUCUCAGGAAAGGACUCAGAGACUUCCUCUGUAGCUGAUGAGAGAGAAAUCCAAUAAAAACUUCAACAGAUUCUUACUAUUCUAAAUGCUUAAAAAGGUGAAGAAUAGAUUCAAUAAGAAGCCCUUGAUGAGCAACAAUUAGACCAAUAAAAUUUUAACAAUACUUUAAUCCAAGAUGUUUUCGAUGAAGCAAGCACCGAGGAACUAUAAUUAUUCGUAAUAUAAGCCAAUGAGUUAUAAGAUGAAGCAAUAAAUGAUGAUGAAUAUGAAAGAUUCUUUGAAACAGCCAGAAAGAGUUUACAUCAAGAAGAAGAGGAUAAGAGUAGACCAUAAACUUAUCAGGAAUCUCAGUUUGAUAAUUAAAGAUAGGCUGAACUCAUUGAAAAAGCAAGAAACUUCAGAGGCUAUAGAUCAUACAAGGAUGACUACAGAGCACCAGACGCUGGCUAUUAUGGUGGCUUUGAUCUAAAGGACCCUGAACUAUCUUCAAGACUUAGAAGUGCAGGAAAGGAAAUACUCAAGAGUGUAGGUAAAAAGAUACUUAGUGGAAAAUUCAACUUGACAACUAUCAGUUUCCCUAUUAAAUGCAUGUGCCCAGCGACCAUCCUUGAGGUCAUGGCUACUAUUGCUGGUGUUAAUCCAAUAUUCUUGAAUGCUGCAAGUUUGACCAAUGACCCAAUUGAAAGACUUAUACAUGUAGUUGCAUCAUCCCUUGCAUUUAUCUAUCCCACUCAUUAGUUUGAGAAACCACUCAAUCCUAUACUUGGUGAAACAUAUCAAGCCACAGGAUAAGAUGGUACUAUGGUCUUUAUGGAGCAGACUUCUCACAGACCACCUAUUACAAAUUUCUUAUUUGAAGGUCCAAACGGUCUUUACAAGAUGCAUGGCUGGAACAGCUUUACAGCAAAAGCUUGGUUAAAUUCCUGCACAUUAUACGUUGAUGGUCGUAAGACUGUUGAGUUCCCAGACGGCACAAAGAUUGACUGGAACAACUAAGGAGAUCAGUUGAAUAAUCUUUUCAUGGGAACUCUUUGUCAUUAACUUACUGGUAAAAUUGAGUUCCAUGACAAAAAGAAUAAUCUCUACGCAUACUAUGAUAUGGGAUCAGUCAAGAAGAGAACAUAAGAUUACUUUGCUGGUGAAAUUCAGCAAAAUGGAAAGAAAAUCCUAGACAUCAAGGGUAAUUAUAUGGGUUACUUGGAAAUUGGACCAAUCAGAUAUUUUGAUGUGAGAGAAAUUUCACCCCUUGGUGGACCUUCACUUCCUUCUGAUGCUACCAAGAGAUUGGACUCUGUGACUUUGAAGACUAAAACUGUUGACGAAGCCCAAAAAAUGAAGGAAAAAAUGGAGGAAGACCAAAGGCACGAUAGAAGACUGAGAGAAAACGCUGAGACUAGAAGAGAAAAGGGUGGUAAAAAGUAUGUGUACUGA
This is a messenger RNA of Stylonychia lemnae, 2604 nucleotides long. Lineage: Eukaryota; Ciliophora; Spirotrichea; Sporadotrichida; Oxytrichidae. The record is from the annotation of a GenBank genome assembly.